Molecule: messenger RNA, 3176 nt
Organism: Beta vulgaris subsp. vulgaris (sugar beet)
Lineage: Eukaryota; Viridiplantae; Streptophyta; Magnoliopsida; Caryophyllales; Amaranthaceae
Exons: 13
Coding region: 250-3006 (918 amino acids)
Biological process (GO): proteolysis
Molecular function (GO): metalloexopeptidase activity
Source: RefSeq, a predicted model, not a curated record
AAUCGAAAAUAACUCUCCGAGUUCCACUUCGUAGAAUUUGCUGCUGCAUUACAAGUGAAAUACCAUCUCUCUCUACAGACUAGAGAGAUCACAGAUUAGAUUUUUUGCAGUCUUCUUUUCUAUCUAAUAAGUUCGAUUUCCAGCAUCAAUUAAAGUUAAUUUGGGGGAAAUAAAUUGAAGAAUUAUUUCGACGAUUUCAAAACAGUUGAAGGUCUGUUUUGGACUAAUUUUCUAAUAUCGGAGACAACCAUGACCCGACAGAGAAACAGAAGUUCCAGAGAACCAAUAAAUUCCCAUGGCAGUGAAGAAACUGUUAGUUCAUCUAAUAAUACUGCUUCUGGGUCCGAGGAAAUGCUUCAUUUACGAAGUGCGAAAAGGUCGUCUUCUGCAAUGCUGACAUUGUGUGCAUUGAUUAUGUAUUGCUGUUGGAGUGUUUAUCAUUAUCAGUAUGAGAACUUACCACUGCCUCAAAGUGCUGAACAGGCGGGGAAACGAGGGUUUUCGGAGAUAGAGGCUAUGAAACAUGUCAACGCUUUGGCGGAGUUGGGUCCGCAUUCUGUUGGUUCAGAUGCUCUUGAUCUUGCUGUGCAGUAUGUGCAGCGCGCUGUCGAAAAAAUAAAAAAUACAUCUCACUGGGAGGUUGAUGUUGAGGUGGAGAAAUUUCAUGUCAAGGGUGGUGCAAAUCGUCUAAAUGAUGGCUUAUUUGUUGGGAAGACACUUAUAUAUGCUGAUCUGAAUCAUAUUAUCUUGCGGAUCACACCCAAAUAUGAAUCUGAAGCAAAGCAGAACUCUGUUCUGGUCUCAUCCCACAUCGAUACUGUUUUCUCUACGGGAGGAGCUGGUGAUUGCAGUUCAUGUGUUGCGGUCAUGUUAGAGCUUGCAAGAGGAGUCUCACACUGGGCUCAUGGUUUCAAGAGCUCUGUCAUUUUCUUGUUUAAUACGGGUGAGGAGGAGGGUCUAAAUGGUGCUCAUAGUUUCAUUACCCAGCAUCCAUGGAGUGAAACUGUUCGUGUUGCUAUUGAUUUAGAGGCCAUGGGUGUUGGAGGGAAGGCCCACAUAUUUCAGGCUGGACCUCAUCCCUGGGCUAUCGAAAAUUUUGCCUUAGUGGCCAAGUAUCCAUCUGGUAAUGUCAUGGCACAGGAUCUGUUUUCUUCUGGUGUUAUUAAAUCUGCUACAGACUUUCAAAUUUACAAGGAUGUUGCUGGUCUUUCUGGACUUGACUUUGCAUUUUCAGACAAUACAGCAGUGUACCACACAAAGAAUGACAAGGUGGAAUUGCUAAAGCCUGGCUCUUUGCAGCAUCUUGGAGAAAAUAUGUUGGCGUUUUUGCUUCAGACUGCGUCUUCAUCUGAUCUUGUGAAAGGCAAUGCUUCUGGAGCAACAGAGAAAAGUGAUCAGAAUUCUGCCGUAUAUUUUGACAUUUUGGGGACUUACAUGAUCGUGUAUCGUCAGCAGUUUGCAAAUAUGCUACACAAUUCGGUGAUUAUGCAGUCGCUGUUGAUAUGGUUUAUGUCCUUAACUAUGGGCGGUUAUACAGCUAUAGUUUCAUGUGCUUUGUCAUGUUUGAGUGUUAUCCUCAUGUGGGUACUCUCUAUAAGCUUCUCUGUUCUUGUUGCAUUUUUACUAUCAAGCAUGUCAUUGGCAUCAGUACCAUACAUUACAACUCCUUGGCUGGUUAUUGGUUUAUAUGGGUUCCCUUCUCUUCUUGGGGCAUUUGCUGGUCAACAUCUUGGCUUUCUCCUUCUGCAGAAGUAUUUGUCAAAUACAUAUGCUCAGGGCAAAAGAACUGUGGGGCCUUCAAUUCAAGUUAAUUUGGCCAGGUUAGAGGCUGAAAGGUGGCUCUUUAAAUCAGGAACAAUCCAGUGGCUGUUUAUAUUGGUGCUGACACAUUAUUUUAAAGUGGGUUCUUCAUACGUACCCUUGGUUUGGCUUGUUACGCCAGCUUUCUCAUAUGGGCUAUUAGAGGCAACAUUGUCCCCCAUUCGGUUACCCAAGCCACUGAAGACUGCAACCUUGCUUCUUGCUCUAUCAGUUCCUCUCGUAGUUUCUGCUGGCUCAAUCAUUCGAAUAAUCGGAGUGCUCAUCGGGACUGCUGUGCGCUUUGACAGAAAUCCUGGGAGUGCUCCUGAAUGGCUAGUAAAUGUAAUUGUGUCUGUAGUUGUGGCAGCUGUUGUGUGCUUGACAUUGGUGUAUCUACUUUCGUACGUCCACCUUUCAGGAGCUAAAAUGUCUAUCAUUCUGGUGAGUUGUGCUUUCUUUUUCUUCUCUCUGGCUGCAAUAUGGUCCGGUCUCAUUCCAAGUUAUACUGAAGAUACUGCUAGAGCUGUGAAUGUUGUUCAUGUCGUGGAUACAAGGGGACUAUAUGGAAAUGCGAAAGACCUCAGCUCAUAUGUGUCACUUUUUUCCUCAACGCCAGGGAACUUGAAUAAAGAGAUUGAACAGCUCAAAGAGGGUUUUGUAUGUGGUAGAGAGAAGGCUCUUGAUUUUGUUACUUUCUCUGUGAAGUAUGGUUGUUUAACCUAUAAUGAAACUGAAAGUGGAUGGAGUGACCUCGAUAUUCCCAUAUUUGAAGUUAAGAGUGACAAGAAGAUGGACUUAACAGAAGUUUCAAUUGACACAAAAGUUUCAACGAGAUGGUCUAUAGCAAUCAACACUGAUCAAAUAGCGGAUUUUGAAUUCAGAGUCUCAGGUUAUCCUGAGGUGCUAGUUCCCUUGGGCAACAAGAGUAGUGUAGAUGGCUGGCAUAACAUCCAGUUUUCUGGAGGAAAGAAUGCUCCAACAAAAUUUGAUCUCACUUUCAAAAGGGUCGGAAAUGCUAUUCAUGCUUCUGAGCACCUGGACAAUGAUCUACAGAAAUAUCUUAUAAAAUUGAGAACUGAUGUAGACAGAUUAACUCCCAAAACAGAAAAAGUUUUGACGAAGCUUCCAACUUGGUGUUCUCUUUUUGGGAAAUCAACUUCUCCACAUAAGCUGGCAUUCUUGACUGCCCUACCUAUUGAUUACUAAGCCUGUAAAUUGAGUUUGGAAAUUUGUGUUAUAGUUGGAGAAGAUGCUACAUUCAUAUCAAACUACGAAAACUAGACGCUAGUAUAUUUAGAUUUGUAAGAUUAUCUAGUUAGUAUGUUUGUUGAAUAACUUCUAAUUAAUUGAUUAAAAUGUUUGUUUUUUCCCACUCA